AUGAGCCAGAACAUACCUAAGAUUCACCUGCCUGUUCCAUAUACCUUGUAUAGGGCAUCGCUUGUCCACACUCCUAAGUUGGGCGAGUUGGAGAUCUUGCCCGAUAUGCUUGUCGGCGUGGACUCGAAGGGUGUGAUUGACUGCCUCGAGCCAGCAUCAGGAUCUUCGAAUCCACAAGAAUUGCCCCGUUUCAAGGGCAAGCAAAUGCGUUAUGUGGAUCUCCACGGCACGCCGUGCCAGUUCCUUGUGCCAGGCUUCAUCGACACGCACAUCCACGCACCACAGUACCCGAACAUCGGAAUUGGAUCUGAGCUUCCGUUGUUGAAAUGGCUCGAGAAGCACACUUUUCCGUUGGAGACGCAAUUCACAGACGAAAACCCAGACAAGAUGGCGUUUGCAGAGGAGAUCUACACCAAGUGCAUUGAUAAGUCACUUGCCAACGGUACAACGACCGCGUCGUACUUCACCACAAUCGAUGGGGAAACAACCAGUCUUUUUGCUGAUUUGUUGGCCCGCCAUGGCCAAAGAGGCUUUGUGGGCAAACUGUGCAUAGACUGCAACCCCGACUUUCCACACUAUGAGGAGCUGUAUGAAGAAUGUGUGGAAUCUAUGGAAACAUUGAUCGACCAUUGCAAUAAAUUGAACUGUGGGAAGUCCGAUUUUGCCGUUAAAGCCAUCAUCACCCCUCGCUUUGCCCUCUCGUGUACCCGCGAACUCAUGACAAAGCUUGGCCUGCUUGCUAAAGAGCACAAGUUGCCCAUCCAGACGCACAUCUCCGAAAACAAGGACGAGAUCCGCUUAGUGCGUGAAAACUUCCCUGAAUGCGAGAACUAUGCUUCUGUGUACGACAAGCAUUCUUUGCUCGGACCAUCUACCAUUAUGGCCCACUCCAUCCACUUGUCCAGCGACGAGCGUGAAUUAUUCCGCAAAUCGGGAUGCUCUAUCAGCCACUGUCCACCCUCAAACUCUUUCCUUACCAGCGGCGAAGCUCCUGUACAUCGCUACUUGUACGAAGACAAAAUCAACGUUUCGCUUGGCACAGAUCUCUCGGGCGGCUAUGAGCAGUCUAUUUUGGGUGUUGCUCGCAGUGCAAUCAUGGUAAGUCACCACUUGGCGAUGCACACCGAAAACAAUAACGUGCGGGUUUCUAUCGCCGAGGCGUUGUACAUGGCGACAAUGGGCGGUGCUAGAGCAUGUGGUUUGGGCGACCAGGUGGGCUCCUUUGCCGUGGGCAAAACAUUUGAUGCGCAGCUCAUUGAUUUGGAUGCACCUGGCACCAAUGUAGAUGUGUUUGCCUUCCAGAAACCGAAUAAACCCGAAGACGACGAUUACAAGGAGAAGUUGGUUCAUUUGGUAUAUCGCUGGGUCUUCUCAGGUGAUGAUCGUAACUGUGUACGUGUUUGGUGUAACGGACGUACAGUGGUGAACAAGGAAAACCAGUGGGUGUAUAUUGAAAGAGAGAGCAAGGAAUAA
Clavispora lusitaniae ATCC 42720 is the source of this 1473-nucleotide messenger RNA. Its product is annotated as guanine deaminase. Gene Ontology annotation, cellular component: cytosol. The record is from RefSeq and is a predicted model, not a curated record. Gene Ontology annotation, molecular function: guanine deaminase activity; zinc ion binding. NCBI's taxonomy places the organism in Eukaryota, Fungi, Ascomycota, Pichiomycetes, Serinales, Metschnikowiaceae. Gene Ontology annotation, biological process: guanine metabolic process.